This is a messenger RNA of Dicentrarchus labrax (European seabass), 2809 nucleotides long. RefSeq names its product complement factor H (gene cfh). The coding region runs from base 98 to 2521 and encodes 807 amino acids. NCBI's taxonomy places the organism in Eukaryota, Metazoa, Chordata, Actinopteri, Moronidae. The record is from RefSeq and is a predicted model, not a curated record. The transcript is spliced from 15 exons.
AUUGAGCAAUCUUCUUUUUCCUGCACUGUCUGUGUAUAACUGUGUUUCAUUCUCAAGUUUCUACUUCUGCUUGGAGGGUCAGGGUAAUGAAGAGAAAAUGUACGUAAUAACCCGAAGCUGUGUCCUUUUUUUGUUGAUGCAUACACUGACCUUUGUGAAAAGUCAAGAGUGUACACUUAAACAGUUUUUAGAGGGCCCCCUGUAUGAUUCAAAUUUUGACACAAGUGAUCUGGAGGCCAGCUACCCUGGCGGAAGACAAGUGAGAGUGAACUGCGUUGUUGGCUACAGUGGCUUUUACAGAAUCCUCUGUGUUGAGGGACAAUGGCAGCCUAAGGGCAAUAAAUGUCAACCAAAAUCAUGUGGUCAUCCUGGCGAUGCCCAGUUUGCAGAUUUUCAUCUGGAUAAGGGAGAGGAUUUUGUCUUUGGGUCAAAAGUUGUAUACACCUGCCACAAAGGUUAUCAAAUGGUCAGUCGCACAAACUACCGGAAUUGCAUGGCUGGAGGCUGGAAUGGUGUUGUUCCUGUCUGUGAAGCCCAACAGUGCCCAGUGAUUCAUGUGGCCAAUAAUGUCCAGGUGAUUGGGGACCCAGAGGAAGCAACCUAUGGCAAUGUAAUUCGAUUUAGCUGCAAGUCCAACAGUGACAUGCUGAUUGGGACUCGUGAGAUGUACUGUGAUGAAACUGGAGAGUGGAUUGGCAAAGUUCCUAUAUGCCAAGCAAUAGAAUGUAAAGUACCAGAUAUUGAAAAUGGUUUUGUGACUGGAGAUAAGCAAGUGUACAAGGAACAAGAAAUCCUGCAUUUUGAGUGCAAUCGUUACUACAAACGCACUGAAGGGAGAUCUUCAAAAUGCACAAAAGUAGGAACAGGAGCAGAGUGGACCCCUGCACCUAUGUGUGAAGCAAUAAAAUGUCAACUGAACCUGCCACCAAUCGAAGGAACCACGUAUGAACCUCCUGGCAGAAGUCUGUUUUCACCUGGUGACGAAAUAACAGUCAGAUGUACAGAGAAGUUCUGGAUUUUUAACCUUCGGGACACCUCAGUAAGAACUGAAUGCGAUGAAUUUGGAGAAUGGACUAUCACACCGGUAUGCAAAGAGGUUAUAUGCGACAAAUAUGAUCCACUUGUGACUUCCUGGAGAAAAUACUGGACCCAAGUAAAAUUGCAUGAGACUACAGGUUAUACGUGUAGGCGAGGCUACAAGGGGACAGAUGGCACCAACGUGGCCACAUGCACCAGAGAUCGGUGGAGUCCAAAUCCACUUUGUCAAGAAAUAAUAUGCUUCAGACAGGCUAUCGAUAAUGCAGAUUUUGUCGACAAACGUAAGAGGGAAUACAAAAACAAUGAACGGAUUAAUUAUGCCUGCACAGAGGGUUUUAAAGGAAAUCCUUCCCGAAUUUGCACGGAAAAUGGUUGGAUCGGGGAUUCAGAAUGUACAGAAAUAACAUGCAUCAGAGAGGCUAUCGAUAAUGCAGAUUUUGACAACAAGCACAAGUGGGAAUACAAAUACAAUGAGCGGAUCAAUUAUGCCUGCACAGAAGGUUAUAAAGGAAGUCCUCACCGAAUUUGCAAGGCAAAUGGUUGGACUGGGAAAUCAAAAUGUACAGCAAUUUUAUGCAACAAAGAAUAUUAUGACUUUGCAGUCAUUAAGGGAAACGGUAAAUACAAAUACAAAUACAAUGAACAGGCUGAGUAUACCUGCAACAGUGGGGGAGGUUUUACUCGAACUUGUGGGGCAUCAGGUUGGAAUGGGGAAAAAGCUUGUUCAGCAUGUCCAAAAGCUGAAAUUCAGAAUGGAUUUGUAAUUGGCCCAUUCGAUGGCAUUGUGUACUACACCUGCACUACAGGUUAUAAGCUUUUCACAAAAAGCUGGUGGGGUGCCGCCCAAUGUAAUGGCCAAGUGUGGUCUGGACUUGCGUCAGAACGAUGCAUCGAGGAAACAAAAUGUGGAAAAAUUCCAGUGAUUCCUAAUGGGGAAGUGAGAGAUCAACUUCAACAUUAUGGUUAUAGACAAAAUGAAAGGGUCGAGAUUACAUGUAACGAAGGAUACCGGCCUCGUUUUGACAUCUUAACUUGUAAUGAGGGACAAUGGCGUUCGGCUGCAUCAUCACUCGAAACAAUCUGUGAACCGUUGCAAAACUGCAGUCUCCCACCCAAAGUUGAGAAUUCAGUUGUGACUUCAUAUAAAGAGAACUUUGAAGUCACUUAUGAGUGCCGUACAGGUUAUAGAAUGGAGGGACAGCAUACACUUCAAUGUGUAAAUGAAGAAUGGGACCACAACAUUACAUGUACAAAAGCUCCCGCCGAUCAUACAGCUCCUGCAGAUAAAGCAGCUCCCGCCAAUGAUGCAGCUCCUGCAGAUAAAGCAGAUAAAGCAGCUCCCGCCGAUGAUGCAGCUCCUGCAGAUAAAGCAGAUAAAGCAGCUCCCGCCGAUGAUGCAGCUCCUGCAGAUACAGCAGCUCCUGCAGCUCCCGCCGAUGAUGCAGCUCCUGCAGUUAAUGCUGAUGGUCUGAAGGACUCUUAGUAAAAAUGCUGAACUUUUCUAUGAUCUUUUUGCAUCAAUUGUUUGGGAAGAACACAAAGACAACAUUUGCCAUGUGCAUUAUUCAUAAUGAUGUAAUAUCUUAAAUGUCAUACAUGAUCCUAAUACAUAUGAUUGUUGGAAAGAGCAACACUGAAUGAUUGAAUCAAUUGUUUGUAUGAUAGUGUGAUCUGAAAUGAUGAAGCUCUGGCAUAUUGAAUGAAAGAUGAGAAAAAUGCUUUGUUUGGUGUUUCUAUUUGUAUAAUGACUAAAUACAGUAUAUGGAGUCUA